AGUGCUAUUGUGUUUGUUAGGUGUGGCUCACCAUGGAGCUAUAAAACACAUGGGCUCACUAGCCAAGAAGAGUUCAAGAAGUAAACAUGUAUGUAUACGUGUACUGUGGUGGCCAGGCAGCCAUAGCGCGGCAAUAAGCUGUUGCUUGAGCGAGAAAAUGGCGUUUUUGUACACGCGACGCUGUUGCUGUUGUAGCUUGGAGUGGGGCACCAUGGCCGUCGCAAUAUGGACAAUGAUUUGCAGUCUAAUGGCACUUAUGCAGUGCGGAUAUACGCUAGCGUAUACAGACCCACAAAACAUACCCAACGAAGCGAGAGUCUACGGCAGUUUGAUAGUUCUUCACGCAUUCCUCUUUCUGUCAGCUUUGCUGCUAGUUAUCGGUAUGGUUCGGAUGAACGAGCUAUUGCUGUGCCCUUACGUCGUGUUGGAGACGUUGGCGUUCCUAGCCUACAUCGGGCUCGAGGUUGCUCUGAUCGCUGCAUUGGUGAAUGGGAGUUGGAAGAAUUUUUCACUUUUCAGUAGCAGCACGGGCCCGAUCAGUGGUGACAACUUCAAAUUUCUUUACAUCACUGCGGCGGCGGUAAUUCCUGUAUGGCUAUUGGUUAAGAUACCGUGUCUACUGUGCGUUGUGUCGCUCCAUAGAGACAUAAGAAUUUACAAGGGUGACCUUAAGACGCAGUUUCCCUUCUUUCCACGGCGCGGGAGCACACUGGACAACGCAGGCUUAAUCCAGUAGUAAUGCAUGAUGACCUGCCACCAAAAAAUUGUGUAAUGG
Messenger RNA from Patiria miniata (bat star), 775 nucleotides. RefSeq lists its product as uncharacterized. The transcript has 8 exons. The record is from RefSeq and is a predicted model, not a curated record. The coding region runs from base 50 to 736 and encodes 228 amino acids. Lineage: Eukaryota; Metazoa; Echinodermata; Asteroidea; Valvatida; Asterinidae.